This is a messenger RNA of Salarias fasciatus (jewelled blenny), 6636 nucleotides long. RefSeq names its product mycocerosic acid synthase-like polyketide synthase. Gene Ontology annotation, biological process: fatty acid biosynthetic process. Bases 1 to 6636 code for a protein of 2211 amino acids. The record is from RefSeq and is a predicted model, not a curated record. The transcript has 8 exons. NCBI's taxonomy places the organism in Eukaryota, Metazoa, Chordata, Actinopteri, Blenniiformes, Blenniidae. Gene Ontology annotation, molecular function: 3-oxoacyl-[acyl-carrier-protein] synthase activity.
AUGGAAGAAGCUGACGAUGGUAUUGCUGUGGUGGGAAUUGGAUGUAACUUUCCAGGAGGGGAGGGGCUCGACAACUUCUGGAAGGUUCUACUGGAGGGGAAAAACUGCGCUGUGCAAAUUCCCAAAGAGAGGUUUGACGUAUCCAGCUGGUAUGACCCAGAUGACAACAAGGCGGGAAAAUCCCGCACAGCCAAGGCUGCCCUCAUUGACGGGUACAAUGAGUUCGACCACAGGUUUUUCGGUAUCAGUGACAGUGAAGUGCAACAAAUGGAUCCCCAACAAAAACAGCUCCUGCAGUGUGUAUACCGGGCUUUAGAGAAUGCAGGCAUUCCAAUGGAGAAGGCCAGCGGAACAAGGACAGGAGUGUUUUUUGGCAUAAUGAACAGAGAUUAUGAAACAAACGCAGCACAGGUACAUCCGAGUGUGAUCAACCACUGGACAGGCACAGGGCUCGCUAUGAGCAUUGCAGCAAACAGAGUCUCCUACAUCUUCAACUUUACUGGACCCUCACUGUCCAUAGACUGUGCCUGUUCAUCAUCUCUUGUUGCGCUGCAUCUUGCCUGCCAAUCCAUUAAACUCGGUGACUCUGAGAUGGCUGUAUGUGGAGGAGUCAGCUGCAUUAUUGAUCCAAGACUAUUUGUUGCACUCAGCAAGGCCAGGAUGAUCUCCCCUGAUGGAACCAGCAAACCUUUCUCCAGAGGAGCAGAUGGCUACGGCAGAGGGGAGGGCUGUGGGGUUGUUCUCCUGAAGCCCCUUAAAAAGGCUCUCCAAGACCGUGAUAAUAUCUGGGGUGUCAUCAGUAAAACAGCAGUAAACCAAGAUGGACACUCUGUCACUCCAAUCACCAAGCCCUCCAUGACACAACAAGAGGAGCUGCUCAGAAGGGUCUAUUCAGUUUCCGACCUGGAAAAUGUUCAGUAUAUAGAAGCACAUGGGACAGGAACUCCAGCUGGAGACCCAACAGAGGCAGGGAGCAUUUCAAAUGUCAUUGCUAAAGCCAGACCUCCUGGUUCAAAGCCACUGUGGAUUGGCUCUGUGAAGAGCAACAUUGGACACACUGAAUCUGCAGCUGGAGUGGCCGGACUCAUCAAGGUUCUCCUGAUGAUGAAGCAUAAGACCAUUGUUCCCUCAGUUUUCUACUCUGAUGACAGUUCCAGUGUAGAUGCCAAAUCGUUGAACAUCAAAAUUCCCCAAAAAACAGAAAAGUGGAAAACAAGUAGAGUAAGAACUGCUGGAGUAAACAACUUUGGCUUUGGAGGGACAAACGCGCACGCCAUUGUUACACAGCACAUGCAACCAUGUGCUGAGCAAAAAAUUGAUGAAAGGCAAGUGAACUAUUUUGUCAUGUCAGCCAAUUCAUUGAAGUCCCUUUCUAUGACUAUGGAAGACACCAUCAAAAAGCUGGAGGCAGAUGAGGAAGUUCACCUGCAGUCAUUGUGUUACACAUCAGCCUGCAGGAGAAGCCACCAAAAACAUAAAUUCAGAAAAGUCAUUGAGAUAUCGUAUAUUACUGACCUUAAAGAGAAACUGAGAGCUUCUGUUGGAAAAAAUGUCACCCCAGCCUCCUUGGAUUCGAAGUUGGUUUUUGUCUUCUGUGGUAACGGUCUCACUUACCAUGGUAUGUGCAAGCAGCUCCUGGAAAAAGAGCCUGUGUUCAGAGAAAAGAUUGCUGAGAUUUCGCUGUGUUUCCAAAGUCUGGGCAGUCUUAACAUUCUGAAGACACUUGAGAGUGAGACUGAGAGUAGUGACUUCAACAAUCCAGAUGUUAUUCAGCCUCUUCUCUUUGCUAUCCAGGUGGGGAUUUCCACCUUACUGAAGCACUGGGGGGUGAAGCCUGAUGCAGUUCUUGGGCACUCUGUUGGUGAAGUUGCAGCUGCUCACUGUUCUGGCCUCUUGUCUCUUGAAGAUGCAGUGAAAGUCAUAUAUUUCCGGAGCACUCUCCAGAGGAAAGUCACAGGAGGGACGAUGCUUGUGGUCAGCAACAUGCCUGUUUCAGAGGUAUCAUCUUUUCUUCUUCCCUAUGCUGGUAAAGUUUGUGUCGCUGCUUUCAACAGUCCUCAGUCUUGCACCCUUUCUGGUGAUGCAAGUGCAAUUGAGAACGUCCAGAAGGAGCUAAGUAACUCAGCUAUCGGUCCAGAUCUGUUCCUCCGCCUGCUUGAUGUUCCCACUGCUUACCACAGCCACAUAAUGGACCCGAUCCUAUCAGAUAUUGAAAAGGCAAUUGGCUCCUUGCACAUGAAUGAGCUUAACGCAGAGCUGUUUUCAACAGUAACAGGCAAGGAAGUUCAGCAGGGAGAUUUCUGCACAGGCGAGUACUGGGCCCGAAACAUUCGUGAGCCAGUGGCUUUUGAGCAGGCAGUGAGAUCAGUAGCUAAAGAUAAGAGGAGCUUAGUCUUUGUGGAGAUAGGGCCAAGAAGGGCACUGCAAAGAAACAUCGUGGAAACUCUGGGAAAUGGCACAGCUGUUCUUGCCUCUGUGACGCCAAAGAAAGAUCACGAAUCAGUCAGGUCUGUUGUUUCUCAGCUUUUUGAACUCGGUGCUCCAGUAGACUGGAACACUUUCUACCGGGGCUAUGAGACGAUGCCACUGUCUUUCCCACAAUACCAGUUUGAUUGUUCACACAGAGAUGUUAUCAUUGGAGCAGCACAGACAAAUACACAAAGUGACCACCCAGUGCUCCAUCAGACAGGAAAUGGAAGCAACAUUUUCACUUGUGAUCUGAAGUCUGAAUCCUCUUCCUACUUGACAGAGCACAAGCACAAUGGGAUACCCAUCAUCCCUGGUGCUUUCUAUGCUGAGGUGGGUUUAGCUGCAUUCAUGGCAACUGCAAAACCAAAAGUACCCCUCAACUCCGUCCAGCUGAGUGUCAGUUUUCACAACCCAUUUGUGUUGAGUCAGAAAUCACCUGAACUUAAAGUGCAACUUGAACAAAAAGACCAAGAAACCACAUUCACUAUACAUUCCCCUCCUGCUCUGUAUGCAUCAGGCACUGUCAUUUUGAAUGAAGAGAGGCUGCAUGAGGAGUCAUGCAUUUCACUGAACUCCAUCCAGAAACGAUGCACAUCUGUUGUGAGCUUUAAGGAGUUGUAUGGUUAUCUCUCUCAGGCGGGCUUCCAAUAUGGGGAUGUAUUCCAAAAUAAAGCAGACAUACAUUAUGGGGAAGAACUGAAGGAGGCUUUUGCACCCAUCUCAGUUCCUGAGGAACUGAUGUCUCAAUUCUAUGAUUACCACAUUCAUCCCGUUGUGUUGGAUUAUCUGAUGCAGCUUCUUCCAGUUACAGUUGAACACAUCUUUGCUGGUAGACCAGGAUUUCCUGCCAAAAUAGGAAGUCUGAAAGUGUUUGAACCCUUGCAAAAGGAGAUGAUUGUUUAUUUGCGAGCCACUGAUGUGGGCACUAAUCACUUUGAGGUCUGUGGCUGCUUUGCAGACAGGGAGGGGAGAGUGUUGGUUGAGGUUGAGCAUGUGAUGAUCAAAUACCUUGGCAGCCACUCUCAUGUUGUUGAAGAGUAUUUCUACCACAAUGUCUACAGUGUAAUCCCUGGUUUCAGUCCUGUUCCUCCUCCAAAGGCCCUGGUCUUCGGUGACCCUAUUGGGAUUGCUCAAGGUUUGCAACAGCAUCUGGACUCGAAUUCCAGAUAUGUUUCAUUUACACAUGCAAAAGAAAUUUUGAGCAGUGGGUUUCCUUCUCUGUUGGAAAAUCUCAACAUCACAGAUAUUGAGAACAACUUUGAUGAGGUCUUGUUUCUCUGGGGCAAAGAAAACCUCACCUCACAUAGUGCCGAUGUUGUUCUUCAGAACUUGACAAGCUGUUGUGAGGUUUUCCGCCAAAUUGUCUUUCACCUGAAAAAAAUCCAUUUCCCAAACUCAAUUAGAGCAGUAACAUAUUGUUCAUCUGACAUCACCGUAGACCACAUAAAUCCAGGUUUUGCUCUGGUUGGGAUGACAAGAUCUUUCGCUGCGGAGAUACCAGAGCUUUCUUUUCAGCUCAUUGAUAUAAGCACUGUCUCUGCCAAGGACAUCGAGGCACUGUCUGAGGUCCUCAGGUCAUAUCCUUGCAGCAGCUACCCAGAGUUAGUGGUAAAAGAUGGGCAGAUAUUGAAGCCCUCCGUUGUCCGUACCACUCCAGAAACUACUGACAGUUCAGAGGGCCAUUACAACUCUUCAAUGCCUGAAACAUGUGUCUUUCAAACAAAUGAUGCAUGCAAUAUGACUCAACUCAGUGCCAUUCGCUUUGAACUGGAUGCCAAGGAAAUGAGUGAGACAUCAGUGGAAAUCCAACCAAGGAAACUGUGUGUCCAUACAUCUGAUUAUUUCCCUGUCAGUGCCUCACAUCUAAAAUUUGGUCAGACAUUGUACUGGAACAAGCAUUCAUCUCAGAAACACAAGCUGCUUGCUCUUGACUUCAGUGGGACUGUUACGGCAGUGGGAAAAGAUGUGAGGAAACUGAAAGUAGGAGACCAUGUUGCUGUAUGUUAUCCUGUGGUGGCUACUAGUAAGGUGAGAGUCCCAGAAGAUGUUUGUUACCGCACCAAAAGGUUCCCAUAUCUUGAAAAAACACCAAAUGUUUCCCACUUUGUCCUCGCAUUCGAGAUUGUUCAUCGAGCAUUGCCAAGAGCCAAUUAUCAAAAUGAUUUAGGGAUCCUUUGCUCAGGGCUUAAAUCUGCUCUGGUGAAGGUUUUGGCGUGUGCUUGUACCAAAUCUGGCUGGAAUGUAACAGUUAGCACACAGUUCAAUGACUCUUUUGUCGAUGUCAGGCACAUGGAGCAAAUGGAGGCAUGUGUCAUCUUGCCUCCAUUGGAUGAAUCCCUGACUGCUAAAGUUUCGACAUUUCCAUGCAUUCAACAUGUUGUGAUCAUCUGUGAAUGUCCAACACAGAGUGUGAAAACUCAGGAAGUGAUUGAAAGCUUAAAGGGCAGUGUUCAUGUACACACAAUCCAGGUGUCAGAUAUUUUCCAAAAGGGAUACCUGAGAGCACACAAGCCACACAUUCAACACUGGUUAAAGUCCCUGAAUUUUGACAGGACUCUUCGAAACUUUACUUUUCAGUGUGAAAAGUCUGGAAGCAGAUGCCUUGAUUCAGAGAAACCACAGUCAUACUUUCGCGCAAAGAAACUGGCUAUAGUGACUCUCGAAAAGGGUGAUGACCGGAAGCUGUCUGCUAUUCCACUGUUGCCAACAGACACACUGCUUUUUCGAAAGAGAGCCGUGUAUAUAGUCUCAGGAGGCCUUUCAGGUCUGGGCUUUGAAACUGUAAAGUUCAUUUCUCAAAGAGGCGGUGAGUACAUAGUAAUACUCUCAAGGAGCAAACCAAAACCUGAUGUACAACAAGAGAUACUCAAUGUGGAGAAACAGUGUGGCAGCAGCAUCACCAGCAUGGAGUGUGACAUAUCUGUUUCUGACCAUGUGGACAAGGUUAUUUCUGCCAUCAACCUUAAGUUUCCCGGUUGUCCAAUUAGGGGAGUGUUUCACAGUGCAGUUGUCUUGCGUGAUGGGCUGAUUGAAACUCUUGACAGAUCUCUGUACGAGGAGGUUUUUAGACCCAAAAUCAAUGGUGUCCUGAAUCUGCAUCAUGCAACGCAGAAGUGCGAGUUGGACUAUUUUGUGUGCUACUCCUCCGUCUCUGCUUUUCUGGGAAAUCCAUCCCAAACAAACUAUGCAGCAGCCAAUACUUUUUUAGACCUGUUUUGUCAGUACAGGCGCAAGCUUGGGCUGCCUGGACAGUCUAUCAACUGGGGUGCCAUGAACCUCGGCUUGCUUUUGAACAAAGAACAUUUCCAGCGAUUUCUGGUGGCAAAAGGCAUAAUGGUUUUAGACGUGGCUGAGGUUCAUACAAGCUUGGAGCAAUGUCUUGUACUCAACCGACCCCAACAAGCUGUGUGCAGGUUUCAUUUCAGGAACAUCCGCAACAACAUCCUCUCUCAAAAUAGAGCCCUGAAAAUGCGUCUGUCAGCAUUAGUUGAGGAGGUUCUCCAAAAAUCCAAACAGAUGGAGUGUGAAGAUAUAAAAGCUGAUGUUGUCUCACCAAAACUCUAUGUGAUCUCUCUGCUAAGUGAGACCAUAGGCCUGGAUCAGAGUGAGCUGGGAGAUGACACAAAUCUGUCCUCCUUGGGCAUUGACUCCAUGCAGGCCAUGACUCUGCAAAAUCUGAUCUUUCAGGAGAGAGGUGUGAAUGUGCCUUUGGUGAAACUAUUGGAUCCUGAUGCUACAAUAUCAACAGUGAUCACCAUACUGAGUGAAGCAGCUCAGGAUGUCCCGCACUCGCCUAAGGCCGUGCCGAACGCGGAUGUGACCUCUUCUCCUCCAAUGCGGCCGAUCCACCUGCGAUCUCCUGCCAACGUCCAGUGUGUCGAGCCGAUCGUCAACCCCCCCACCCCCACGAUGGCUGGUCCACCUGAAAUGGCCUGUCGCCAUCACAAGUCGCGGGGCAUCGGGGCUACCGGGCUCGCUGUGGCUGCGGCCAAGCGCCCCAGAAAUUCUAAAGAGCAACGUGCUCUACACCACACCGCACUCGCAUCGCUGUGGCGAGCGGUGCGCAGCUGUGACCCCUCUACGACGGCAGCGGCCGACGCAGGUCCUCUCACCUCCGACCACUGGCAGCCGCGGCGAGCCCGGCUGCCAGUGGUCGUGGGACUCUGA